AUGAAUUUUUCUUCAUCAAAAAAGUAUUCCAAAGAUUUAUUGAAGAAGUUUCGAAUGCUUAAGUGCAAGAGGAUUUCAACACCUAUGGAGCCCAAAUGCCAAAAUGUGCGCUCACGAAGGGAAGGAUUUGGAAGAUGCAACAAUGUAUCAGACAUUGUUGGUGUGAUGAGUCGAUAUAUGCAAAAUCCAAAGAAGCCUCAUUUGGAUGCAGUGCGGCAAAUCAUAAGAUGUGUGAAAAGCACGCUUGGCUAUGGAAUCAUGUGUAAGAGAGGUGGAGAUUGCAAGCUAGUUGGCUACUAUGAUGCUGACUAUGCAGGAAAUCAUGAUACCCAUAGUUCAACUACUAGGUAUGUUUUCAUGUUUGGAUCAGGAGCAAUUUCUUGGUGCAGCAAAAGACAACCGACUGUUUCAUUGUCAACAACAGAAGCAGAGUACCGAGCUGGCAGCAAUGGCAGCUCAAGGGAGUACUUGGCUUAUGUAACUAUUGAAGGGCUUGCAUCAGCUAACAGAGUAUACCACUCUUUUGUAUUGGGAUAA
Molecule: messenger RNA, 537 nt
Organism: Manihot esculenta (cassava)
Lineage: Eukaryota; Viridiplantae; Streptophyta; Magnoliopsida; Malpighiales; Euphorbiaceae
Product: secreted RxLR effector protein 161-like
Exons: 2
Coding region: 1-537 (178 amino acids)
Source: RefSeq, a predicted model, not a curated record